Molecule: messenger RNA, 1332 nt
Organism: Zophobas morio
Lineage: Eukaryota; Metazoa; Arthropoda; Insecta; Coleoptera; Tenebrionidae
Product: phenoloxidase-activating factor 2-like
Exons: 3
Coding region: 88-1161 (357 amino acids)
Biological process (GO): proteolysis
Molecular function (GO): serine-type endopeptidase activity
Source: RefSeq, a predicted model, not a curated record
UCGUUUAAAAUUGAAACUUUAUCUACUUCCAUAAAUUUAAGUCGUGGACAUGUUGUGGUCAUUUUUUCCACAACAUUGAUAAGAACGAUGUUACCCUCUGCCUACACACUCAUCAGUUCUUUUGUGGUGUUUUCUGUGAUCUGUGGCCAGAUCAACACCCAGUACACCGACUGCGAAUGCGUACCCUACCACCUCUGCGACACCGGUACCAUCAACAUGGACGGAGUGGACCUCAUCGACAUCAGAAUCCGACAAAACGACUGCCCGUCGUACCUCCAAAUCUGCUGCCAGACUGAAAACGUCCUGGAGGAAUCUUCAAUUAGAGUCCCAAAAAAAAAUGGUUGUGGCUACAGAAACCCCGACGGGGUCGGGUACCACCUCAUCGAUAAUGUCGACAACGAAGCACAGUUCGGGGAGUUCCCGUGGGUCACCGCCAUCCUACACAAAGACCCAGACUACUUCAGGUACGUCUACAAGUGCGGCGGUACUCUGAUCCACCCCCAGGUCGUACUCACCGUCGCCCAUUGCGUCGCCAAUGGGAACAGUUUCGUGGUUCGGGUCGGCGAGUGGGAUACCCAGACAAUCCAGGAGUUGUUGAAACACCAGGAGAGGGAUGUGGUUUCGGUGGUACUACACCGGGACUACAAUUCCAGGUUUUUGCACAACGACAUAGCGUUGCUGUUUCUGGAGUAUCCGGUUAAACUCACCGCGCACAUUAAUGUAGCUUGUUUGCCCCCGAAGAACAGCGUGGUUCUUUCUGAUAAAUGCUUAGUGAGUGGAUGGGGUAAAGACAAGUUUGAGUGCGACGGGGUUUAUUCGAAUAUUUUGAGGAAGGUUGAACUGCUGGUGGUUGAGAGGAGGAAAUGUCAGAGGGACUUUAGGAGAACGUGGUUGGGGUGGGAUUUUGAGCUGCACAGGAGUUUUAUGUGUGCUGGGGGGCAGGCGGGGAAGGAUGCGUGUACUGGAGAUGGGGGGGUACCACUAGUGUGUCCGAUACCGAAUCAGAAGAAUAGAUAUCAGGUGGUUGGAUUGGUGUCUUGGGGGAUUGGAUGCGGUAUUGAAGGAGUACCGGGGGCUUACGCAGAUGUGGCGUAUCUUCGAAAUUGGGUGGAUGAGCAGAUGAAGAAGAGGAGAUAUGGGGUGGAUUCGUAUCGGUUUUAAUUUUUUGAGGCUAUGUAGUAUAGUAGAUUUAAAAAAAAUAUUAUCGAAAUUUUUGUGCAGAAAUUCAAAGUUCAGUAUAUCUCAGUUGAGUGAACUUUGCUAUUGAUAACACUCUAUUAUUAGAAUAUUAUAUUGUACUUUCUCAAAUAAACUCUCAAAAUGCGUUGUAAA